This is a messenger RNA of Geodia barretti, 810 nucleotides long. The record is from the annotation of a GenBank genome assembly. NCBI's taxonomy places the organism in Eukaryota, Metazoa, Porifera, Demospongiae, Tetractinellida, Geodiidae.
AUGGAAUCCACGGCUAACGGCCUUCUCCGCAAGAUCCUGGCCACAGAAGGCGCAACCGUUCCCGUUGGUUACCCUAUAGGCAUUAUUGGGAGUGCCGAUGAGGAUAUUGGCGGACUCAUUGUGGACGAAGCACCGGCGCCGGCCCAGGCCUCCGGCGAUGCCCAUUCCGCUGAAGUUGCCUCGCCGGCUCCCAUAUCUCAAACACAACCCGCCGCUGAUGGCGAGCGGGUCAAAGUGUCGCCUGUCGCUAGGAAGCUGGCGGAGGAACGUGGCAUAGAGCUAUCCCAGGUUAAGGGUACGGGCCCCGGAGGGCGCGUCACCCUUGCGUCCUUGAAGAAACAUUCCGGUUUAAACGCAUCGUACAGAGGCGACUACUUGGAGACGUAUCCCUACAUUCACUUGGGUAUGGCCAUUGCUACGGAACAGGGAUUGAUGGUUCCGGCCAUAGUCAAUGCGCAGGACAAAUCCCUUGUGGACCUGGCUAUCGCAAGCAAGGACUUGGCGGAACGUGCCGGGCAGGGCAGGUUGCGCCAGGAAGAAUACACCGGCACCUUCAGCACCAGUAACCUGGGUAUGUUUGGCGUUGACGAAUUCAGUGCCAUCAUACUGCCCCCCCAAGCUGCGACACUGGCGAUCAGCGCCGUAAAAAAGCGGCCUGUGGUGGCAGCCGACGAUCAGGUAGUAGUGCGGCAGAUGAUGAAGGUCACGCUUUCCAUUGACCACCGCGUUUCUGACGGGGUAGAAAGUGCUCAGUUCCUUGCUGAAAUGAAGCGGCUCUUGGAGACCCCGGCGCUUCUGCUGGUAACCUAG